CUCUCUCUCUCUCUCGUCCGUUCGAAGAGUGGAAAACACUUGGGAUUCGAAGAACAGAGCAUCGCCUUCUACCUUUUCCCUGUUUCUUCUCUUUGUCCUCUCAAGUUUCCAAUUUUUUCCCAAACCAACUUUAAUCCCAUUCCCUAAAUCAGGUAUUCCCCUCAAAUCCCUAGUUUCCUCAAAUGGUGAGCUUUGUAGAGGAGAAUCAGAGAAUGGCGACCCAAAACGUCGUCGUAUCCGAGUCCAAGUCAGGGAUCAUCGCCAUGGCCGUCUCCAACUCUGCCGUCUUCACUCCCUCCGCUCAGAAACCUCCGACGGCACCUGGGUACAUCUCGAUUUCCAGGAAGAAGCUCCUCAAGAACCUCGACAUCAAUGGCGGCCACAGAAUCAACGCCUGGGUCGACUCCAUGCGCGCUUCUUCCCCCACCCACCUCAAGUCAGUGCCUUCUCUUUCCGCCGACGAACGAAACUCUUGGAUCAUGCAACAUCCUUCGGCACUGGACAUGUUCGAGCAGAUCAUCGAAGCUUCGAGAGGGAAACAGAUCGUCAUGUUCUUGGACUACGACGGCACGCUUUCUCCCAUCGUCGAGGAUCCCGAUCGAGCUUUCAUGUCGAGCAAGAUGAGAAGAACUGUAAGAAAGGUGGCAAAAUGUUUCCCGACAGCUAUAGUGAGUGGAAGAUGCCGAGACAAGGUGUAUAGCUUCGUGAAGCUUGCAGAGUUAUAUUACGCAGGCAGUCAUGGCAUGGACAUCAAGGGUCCGACGAAAGGCUUCUCCAAAUACAAGAAGGACAAACAAUCGGUUCUUUUCCAACCGGCGAGCGAGUUUCUUCCCUUGAUCGAUGAGGUUUAUAAACAACUUGUGGAGAACACGAAAUCGGUCCCUGGAGCCAAGGUGGAAAACAACAGAUUUUGCGUCUCUGUUCACUUCCGGUGUGUCGAUGAGCAGAAAUGGAGCGAGUUGGCUCAACGGGUUCGGUCGGUUCUCAAGGAAUACCCACAGUUGAGGCUGACCCAAGGUCGAAAAGUGUUAGAAAUCCGUCCGACAAUCAAGUGGGACAAAGGGAAGGCCCUUGAGUUCUUGUUGGAGUCACUUGGAUUCGGAAAUUGUAACAAUGUUUUUCCGGUUUAUAUCGGCGACGAUCGAACGGAUGAAGACGCGUUUAAGAUGCUAAGAGAGAGAGGUCAAGGCUUUGGCAUUCUUGUCUCCAAGUUCCCCAAGGACACCAACGCAUCGUAUUCUUUGCAAGAACCGGCCGAGGUGAUGGAUUUUUUGAGACGGUUGGUGGACUGGAAACAAAUGCAUCCAAGAAUGUGAGAGCGAUCGAUUAAUAACUACUAGUAGUAGACCUUUCAAAAUAAAUAUGUCAACGUUAUAUAUAUAUAUAUAUAUAUAUAUAUAUAUAUAUAUAUGAAUAUGUAUGUAUCUAACCUUGCACGCAAUGUUGUAAAGGAUAUAUAAUAUAGGGCAAGCUCUUAACAUGCCCGGCAAUGUUCUUGUUCAUCGUAUUUUUUUGGGUAAAAGAAAAGAUGAACAAUAUCGAAAAUAUAUGGCGAGUUUUAUUUUA
Tarenaya hassleriana is the source of this 1566-nucleotide messenger RNA. Its product is annotated as probable trehalose-phosphate phosphatase J. Gene Ontology annotation, biological process: trehalose biosynthetic process. The record is from RefSeq and is a predicted model, not a curated record. The transcript is spliced from 12 exons. Gene Ontology annotation, molecular function: trehalose-phosphatase activity. NCBI's taxonomy places the organism in Eukaryota, Viridiplantae, Streptophyta, Magnoliopsida, Brassicales, Cleomaceae. Bases 183 to 1316 code for a protein of 377 amino acids.